Ectocarpus sp. CCAP 1310/34 is the source of this 1107-nucleotide messenger RNA. NCBI's taxonomy places the organism in Eukaryota, Phaeophyceae, Ectocarpales, Ectocarpaceae. The record is from the annotation of a GenBank genome assembly.
AUGAGCGCCGAGCUGGCCACUGCCCAGGGAUCCGGCCAGACUCUCGACAAGCAGCUCAGCGAGGCUCGAGCCACGAUGGAAAAGUACCUGCGAGACUACGACACGCUCUUCAACCGCACGCAAAAGCUCACCGAAGACCUGGAGGAUCAGAUGUACAAAAACAGCCAGCUUAGCCUGGAGAAUAUCAACGCAGACAAGGAAAUAAAGACAAAGGACAACGAGAUCGCGCGACAUCUCACCGAGCUGGGCCAGUGGGAGCGCAAGAUGGAAAGAGAGAAGAACGUCACCGAGAGGUACCGGAGGAUGCUCGAAGAGAGCAAAACCCCGCUCGCCAUCGCGCAGACGAGCAUCAAGAGCCUGGAAAAAGAAAUGAGCGUGCUGCGGAAGCGAGAGGAGUUGGCGCGGAAAGAGGCGGACACGUCGUCCAGGGAGAAGGGGCUGCAAUUGCAGGCUACGCAGAAAGCGGAAGAUCGCAUGAAGAUCACCGAGGAUCUGGUGAAGGAGAGGGAGAUGAUAAUCUCUUCGCUAGAGGCAGAGCUGACCUCCUACAAGAACGAGGUGUCGCGGCAGCGGAAAGACGUGUUCCGGCUGGAGCAAGAGAGGGAGAAGCUGGGAAGCGAGCUCAGCGAGGCGCAGAACAUCUACAUGCAAUCUCUGGAGGACGUCAAGAUGCGCAUCAACGAGCUCGGCAACAAGAUCAGCGACUGGGAGGUGAAGCUGAAGCAGCAGCAGCAGCUCUACGAGAGCGUGAGGAGCGACCGAAACCUGUACAGUAAGAACCUCAUCGAGGCGCAGGAUGAGAUUGCGGAGAUGAAGCGCAAGCUCAAGAUCAUGAACCACCAGAUAGAACAGCUUAAGGAGGACAUCACCGCCAAGGACCAUGCCUUGGUGAAAGAGCAUUUCGACCACCAGAAGGCUGAGACGCAAAGAGAGCAGAUGCGCAACGAGAUCGACCGCAUGAAGCGCCUUUUGGAGAACAACGAUACCGUCGUGCACAAGCAGGAUGCCGAAGUGCGGCGGCUAGCUGGGAUGUUGAGCAAAAUGGACGAGGAUGCGCUCAAGCAAAGGAAGGAGUACGACCAGGUGAGCGAGCCUGACUCAGCAUAA